AGAUGCUGAGUCUUCUGGGGCGGAGGAGGCGGCGGCGGCAGAGCAGCGAGCGCGAGCGGGGAGCGAAGGCUGCCAGGGGGCCCCCGAAGGCCGGGCCGGGCGGCUGGACCUGCUGCCGGCUGCGCGGCGCUGCUCUCGGUUCCGACGGCCUCUCUCACGCGCUGAGGGCGCCCGGCUGGGCCGGGCCGGCGGCCGAAGGGGAGGCUCCUCUCCAUGGUCCAGAAGAGCAGCAUGUCCCGGGGCCCGUACCCAUCCUCCCAGGACAUCCCUAUGGAGGUCUUCGACCCCAGCCCCCAGGGCAAAUACAGCAAGAGGAAAGGGCGGUUCAAGCGGUCGGACGGGAGCACGUCCUCAGAUACCACCUCCAACAGCUUUGUGCGCCAGGGCUCAGCGGAGUCCUACACCAGCCGGCCGUCAGACUCUGAUGUGUCCCUGGAGGAGGACCGGGAAGCCUUAAGGAAGGAGGCAGAGCGCCAGGCCUUAGCCCAGCUGGAGAAGGCCAAGACCAAGCCCGUGGCCUUCGCUGUGCGGACAAACGUCGGCUACAACCCAUCUCCAGGGGACGAGGUGCCCGUGCAGGGAGUAGCCAUCACCUUUGAGCCCAAGGACUUCCUGCACAUCAAAGAGAAGUACAACAAUGACUGGUGGAUCGGGCGGCUGGUGAAGGAGGGCUGCGAGGUGGGCUUCAUCCCCAGCCCCGUGAAGCUGGACAGCCUGCGUCUGCUGCAGGAGCAGAAGCUGCGCCAGAGCCGCCUCAGCUCCAGCAAGUCAGGUGACAACUCCAGCUCCAGCCUGGGAGACGUGGUCACCGGCACGCGCCGCCCCACGCCCCCUGCCAGUGGUAACGAGAUGACUAACUUAGCAUUUGAACUAGACCCCCUAGACUUAGAGGAGGAGGAGGCUGAGCUGGCCGAGCAGAGCGGCUCUGCCAAGACUAGCGUUAGCAGUGUCACCACCCCACCACCCCAUGGCAAACGCAUCCCCUUCUUCAAGAAGACAGAGCACGUGCCCCCCUAUGACGUGGUGCCUUCCAUGAGGCCCAUCAUCCUGGUGGGACCGUCGCUCAAGGGCUACGAGGUGACAGACAUGAUGCAGAAGGCUCUCUUUGACUUCCUGAAGCAUCGGUUCGACGGCAGGAUCUCCAUCACUCGUGUGACGGCAGACAUUUCCCUGGCUAAGCGCUCGGUGCUCAACAACCCCAGCAAGCACGUCAUCAUCGAGCGCUCCAACACCCGCUCCAGCCUGGCGGAGGUCCAGAGUGAAAUCGAGCGGAUCUUUGAGCUGGCGCGGACCCUUCAGCUGGUGGCUCUGGACGCCGACACCAUCAACCACCCUGCCCAGCUCUCCAAGACCUCGCUGGCCCCCAUCAUCGUUUACAUCAAGAUCACCUCUCCCAAGGUCCUGCAGCGGCUCAUCAAGUCUCGAGGGAAGUCUCAGUCCAAACACCUCAACGUGCAGAUAGCGGCCUCGGAGAAGCUGGCGCAGUGUCCCCCCGAAAUGUUCGACAUCAUCCUGGACGAGAACCAAUUGGAAGAUGCCUGCGAGCACUUGGCCGAGUACUUGGAAGCCUAUUGGAAGGCCACACACCCGCCCAGCAGCACCCCGCCCAAUCCACUGCUGAACCGCACCAUGGCUUCCGCAGCCCUGGCCGCCAGCCCUGCCCCAGUCUCCAACCUCCAGGGACCCUACCUUGCUUCCGGGGACCCAUCGCUGGAACGGGCCAGUGGGGAGCACGCCAGCGUGCACGAGUACCCCGGGGAGCUGGGCCAGCCCCCAGGCCUUUACCCCGGCGGCCACCCACCAGGCCGGGUGGGCACCUUGCGGGCCCUGUCCCGCCAAGACACCUUUGAUGCCGACACCCCUGGCAACCGAAACUCUUCCUACACGGAGCCGGGAGACUCGUGUGUGGACAUGGAGACAGACCCCUCAGAGGGGCCGGGGCCCGGAGACCCUGCAGGGGGCAGCCCCCCACCGGCGCGCCAGGGAUCGUGGGAGGAGGAGGAGGAAGACUACGAAGAGGAGAUGACAGACAACCGGAACCGCGGCCGGGAUAAGGCCCGCUACUGCGGGGAGGGCGGGGCGCCGGUUCUGGGGCGCAACAAGAAUGAGUUGGAAGGCUGGGGCCGGGGGGUCUACAUCCGCUGAGCGUGGGGGACCGCGUGGUGGGAGAAAGGGCUCGGAUCAGGGCCAGGGAGGCGCUGAGGGGCUCGGCACCCGGCAUGUUUCCUGCCUCCGGGGACCGCUGUGUCCCCUCAGCUGCCUUGGAUCCAUGUUGGGGUUUUUUGCCAAGGGGGUAGCACCCCAGCUCCCGGGAGUGUCCCUGAAGCCCCAGCUGCAGGUUUCAACCUACCUGCUGUGGGUGAGUGGGCGCCCCCUUUUCUGCCGCCCCUUCCCCCCCCCCACUUCCCCCACCUCUGGGGGCUCUCUCCCAAGAAAAGGUGCACUUCCUGAACUCUUUCUAGCCCAGGAGCUAAUUUAGGCCCCUAACUGCAGUCACUCAUUCUUUUCCCAGCCCGGAGUGUUUGCACAGCUUCGGGGGGCUUUUCCUGGAGGAGGAGAUUCCAGAAUCUUCCCCAUGUGGGCUCACUUCCCUGAACCCCAGAUCGAGGGCCCCUCCUCAUGCUCACCCUCCCUCCAGCUUCCCGGCAGCACUGUCCCAAGCAUAGGUGACAGCUACAGCACGGAGCCCUGGGGGAGACUGGACUGGAGGGUCCUCUGCCUGCCCCCCCGGUCAGAUCCCCGAGGAGUGGGUGGCGGAGAUGCCGCAUCCCACCCCACUCCCUCCAUGCCUCUCCCCAGCCUUCCCCCAGGAAUGAGCUUUGCCUAUGACAUUCUCUGCCUGCUGCCAUCAGAAGAGGGGCGUCCCCUCUGUCUGAGCCCCCUCCAACCCCCCAGUCCCCAUCACCUGGGUAUGGAGCUGUCGGAACAUGCUGGUCACCUCAUCUUGAAACCAAAAAACAAAACCUGCUCCUUCACUCUCCCCGCGAGGCCCCUGAGGAGAGGCCCUUGGGGUAGGGGCCCAAGAAAUGCCAACUGUUGAGGGGUGCCUUGGGGCCUCAGCACUCCCCUUGGGGGGUUGGCUGCUCGCUGCUCCGCUGCUGCUGCGCUGUACUUGCCUCUUGCCAUCCUGUCCCCUACACCCACACCCCGGGGAGAGGCCUCGGCCUCACACCCCGACGCCCAGCAGCCCUGCCCCUCCCCGGCACCCCUGCUGGGCCAGAGCGCCAACUGUGCCAACGAGGGUGGGCCCUGCCGCUGCCCGCCUCAGGGACGGCCCCACGUCUGUCGUCACCUCCUGUGCCAACGUCAUCCCACCUCCCGCCCGGAGGGCUGGGUGCCGCUUCCACUCACUGGUUAGAAGACGCCACUGCCCAACCUCUCUUGCCCUCCCUGUCUGGUGUCCUGUGCCCGUCUGUCCGUCUGUCUGUCCUCCCCCAGGAGAAGUAUUUUGCCAUCUAUAAACUGCCGUCCUGUCCUGACGGCCGCCUCUGA
Sorex araneus (European shrew) is the source of this 3492-nucleotide messenger RNA. It is a transcript of the gene CACNB1, whose product is annotated as calcium voltage-gated channel auxiliary subunit beta 1. Lineage: Eukaryota; Metazoa; Chordata; Mammalia; Eulipotyphla; Soricidae. The record is from RefSeq and is a predicted model, not a curated record. Gene Ontology annotation, biological process: regulation of voltage-gated calcium channel activity; neuromuscular junction development; chemical synaptic transmission. Gene Ontology annotation, molecular function: protein binding; high voltage-gated calcium channel activity. Bases 214 to 2145 code for a protein of 643 amino acids. The transcript has 14 exons. Gene Ontology annotation, cellular component: voltage-gated calcium channel complex.